Molecule: messenger RNA, 987 nt
Organism: Odocoileus virginianus texanus
Lineage: Eukaryota; Metazoa; Chordata; Mammalia; Artiodactyla; Cervidae
Product: olfactory receptor 10J3
Biological process (GO): G protein-coupled receptor signaling pathway; detection of chemical stimulus involved in sensory perception of smell
Cellular component (GO): plasma membrane
Molecular function (GO): G protein-coupled receptor activity; olfactory receptor activity
Source: RefSeq, a predicted model, not a curated record
AUGCCAAAGCGAAACUCCACGUGUGUGGCUGAGUUCCUUUUUGAAGGUUUCUCCAGCUUCGGGUGGCAGCACAGGCUUGGUUUCUUUGUUGUCUUUCUAACUUUGUACCUGCUGACUCUCUCUGGCAAUGUCGUUAUUUUGACUAUUAUUCGCCUGGACCGUCAUCUUCAUACUCCCAUGUACUUUUUCCUAAGCGUGCUGUCCAUCUCUGAGACCUGCUAUACUGUGGCCAUCAUCCCCUGUAUGCUUUUUGGCCUCCUGAGUCCUCAUCAGACCAUUUCUCUCCAAGGCUGUGCCACUCAGCUCUUUUUCUAUCUAACCUUUGGUAUCAAUAACUGCUUCUUGCUCACAGCCAUGGGAUACGAUCGUUACAUGGCCAUCUGCAACCCUCUACGGUAUUCGGUCAUCAUGGGUCAAGGGGCCUGUAUCCAGUUGGCAUCUGGGUCCCUGGGAAUUGGCCUGAGUAUGGCCAUUGUCCAGGUAACAUCUGUGUUUGGCCUGCCCUUCUGUGAUGCCUUUGUCAUCUCUCACUUCUUUUGUGACGUGAGACCCCUGUUGAAGCUGGCCUGCACAGACACCACUAUCAAUGAGAUCAUCAACUUUUUGGUCAGUAUUUGUGUCCUUGUUGUACCCAUGGGCCUGGUCUUCCUCUCUUAUGUCCUCAUCAUCUCCACCAUCCUCAAGAUUGCUUCAGCUGAGGGUCGGAAGAAGGCCUUUGCCACCUGCGCCUCCCACCUCAUCGUGGUCAUCAUCCACUAUGGCUGUGCCUCUAUCAUUUACCUGAAGCCUAAGUCCCAGAGUUCCCUGGGGCAGGACAGACUCAUCUCAGUGACCUACACAGUUAUCACCCCUCUGCUCAAUCCUGUCGUGUACAGUCUGAGGAACCAGGAUGUCAAAGAUGCUUUGUGCAGAGCCACGGGGCAAAAACCCCUCUCCUCUUAGUCAGGAGAGUCUGUGGAAGGCCUUUUCUCUCAUUUUGUAAAUAUA